Conger conger (European conger) is the source of this 1762-nucleotide messenger RNA. RefSeq names its product zinc finger and SCAN domain-containing protein 22-like. Gene Ontology annotation, cellular component: nucleus. NCBI's taxonomy places the organism in Eukaryota, Metazoa, Chordata, Actinopteri, Anguilliformes, Congridae. Gene Ontology annotation, molecular function: DNA-binding transcription factor activity, RNA polymerase II-specific; RNA polymerase II cis-regulatory region sequence-specific DNA binding. The transcript has 3 exons. The coding region runs from base 144 to 1145 and encodes 333 amino acids. Gene Ontology annotation, biological process: regulation of transcription by RNA polymerase II; central nervous system development. The record is from RefSeq and is a predicted model, not a curated record.
CGCCUAUUCGGUCGCAUGGUUUUGUCGUGACACUGCUGCGCAGCCUCUUACAUCAUCUACAAUCGGCAUCAAUACAGCUAGCCAUACGGAUUUGGCUGAAGCCAAGUUUCACAAAAAGAUAAAUAAAAUCACAGGGUUGGAGAAUGUCGAAGCUGGAGCGUCUAAACGCCAGUGUGGCUCAGCUGUUAGCGGUGGCUGUACACGAGGUGCUGGAUGUGGUCGGUCAGGCGGUGUCUGAGUACCAGGAGGAGACGGCCAGGACACGGCGGGAGAAUGAUGGUCUGAAGCGCCGUCUUCGGGAGCUCCAGGAGGUGGUGAGGAGAGCGGGAGGAGGAGCAGCACACCCUCUGUCCCUCUCGGUGGCUGAGGGGAGGUCCCCCAUAGAGCAGGAGUGGAGCCCCAGGCUGCGGGAGGAAGAGAAGGGGGAGCUGCGGGGCCAGGAGUCUCGUCUCUCGGCAGACUCAGAGGGCGAGGCCGAGGUGCUGGGAUGGACGAGCUCGGACGCAACCCAGAGUCCCGGCCUGAAGAGCGACUCGGACGCAGACUGCCUCCGCUCGGCCCGCGCUCCCAGCGCCUCCAUUACAGGCCCCUUCCCCAGCCUGGCUUCCGACCAAAUCAAAAUGGAGUCCGAGCCGCCGGAGUGCUUUGCGGUGGAGCAGCACGCAGCGUUUCAGGAGUGCGCGGGGGCCGCGGGGGCCGCGGGGAGCGUGGGACUGCAGGAGCCCAUGCAGGGGCCCGGACAGACCCACAUCCACCCCGAGCGCGGACAGACCCACAUCCACCCGGAGCGUGGCACCACGGCCAGGAGGUUCCGCUUCGGAAAAACCGGCCGAUCCCUGCCGGACGGCAAAAAGCACAAGGCGUACAAGAGGAGAGAGGAGCAACACAUCUGCUUCCUCUGCGGGAAGACCUUCAGCCGCGUGGCCAACCUGCGCAUCCACCAGCGCUGCCACACGGGGGAGAAGCCCUACUGCUGCAUGCAGUGCGGCCGGUGCUUCAGCCAGGCCGGCGACCUGAAGAAGCACAAGAGGGUCCACACCGGAGAGAAGCCCUACCACUGCACCCACUGCGGGAAGAGCUUCAGCCGAGGGGAGAACCUCAAAAGACAUCAGAAAACUCACGUGGGAGAGCCCCUGCUGCUGUAGGCAAGCCACAGCCCAGUACCCACUGCUUUUAACGGACCAUUGACUAACACCGUCAACCUCCAACUCACACUGAGGUUGCACCUUUUUCAUGAAGUUUUAAAGUAUCAGCCUUGGCUACCAUGGAAUAGGGGAGUGGGUGUUCCCAAGUGACCUCAUAUCCUGUAAUAUAACAGCCUGGAACGAGUCACUACUUACACACAAUUUCUGCUGUGUUGUUAUUUUACACGUGGACGGUGAUAAUUUCAUUAGCUCAACAGCUAAUGAAAGAACUGAAAGAACUCCAAGUCAGUCAUUUCACAAACAGAAGCUCGUUUGGUAUCAAAUUAAACCCAGCAUAAAGAUUCAAUAUUGAAAUAAUAAUGACCAACUCAAAUACACUGAAUAUUUAAAAUGAAUACUUCUACCCAACACAUACACACAUUAAAACAUAAACCAUUUUUUUUAUUUUAUUGCAAAUUCUGCCUUAACCCUUUGAAGAAUAGGUUUUUCAAAAUCGAUGUUGGUGUUCUAGAACUCCAUUGCUUUCACUUACCAGUAGUGAUUGUCAGUUAAGAACAUACACCUUAAAGGUUCAAACAUUCUACAGUGAAAAAAUAAAAUAAAAUCUUUUACCAUUU